This is a messenger RNA of Magallana angulata, 2205 nucleotides long. Its product is annotated as X-ray repair cross-complementing protein 5-like. The transcript is spliced from 20 exons. The coding region runs from base 16 to 1917 and encodes 633 amino acids. Gene Ontology annotation, biological process: telomere maintenance; cellular response to X-ray; cellular response to gamma radiation. NCBI's taxonomy places the organism in Eukaryota, Metazoa, Mollusca, Bivalvia, Ostreida, Ostreidae. Gene Ontology annotation, cellular component: Ku70:Ku80 complex; nucleus. Gene Ontology annotation, molecular function: double-stranded DNA binding; damaged DNA binding; DNA helicase activity. The record is from RefSeq and is a predicted model, not a curated record.
UUUUUUUCCGUGCGCAUGCCUGGCGCCAAUUUUAGAGAAAAAAAUUUUGAAGAACAGAAAACUACAAAUCGAAAAUAUAGAGUAAAGAAAGAAAUGGCAGACUUUGGUUUUGCAAAUUUUGGAGAUGAUGAUGACAAUGAAGAGGAAGAAUUCACUUUUCAAGGAGUGACACAGAGGGAUGGCUUAAUUUUCUUGAUUGACUGCUCCAAGUCCAUGUUUGACAAGGAUGAUGAAGACAAUGAAGAAGAAGAGUCACAUUUCCAACUUUGUUUGAGGUGUGCCCAAACCACUUUGCAGAACAAGAUUAUCAGCAGUGAUAAAGAUCUUGUAGGGAUUGUCUUCUAUGGAACUGAAAAGUCCCAGAAUCCUAGUGACUUCAAGCAUGUCUAUGUGUAUCAAGGAUUAGAGCAACCAGGUGCUGAAAGAAUCCUAGAGUUGGAGAGCUUGAUUGAUGAUGGUAUGAAAAGUUUUGAGAAAGACUAUGGCCACAACACAGCUUACUCUCUGAAUGAUGCACUAUGGACAUGUCAAAAUAUGUUUGCAAACAGUUCCCAGAAGGUGGGGUUUAAGCGCAUCAUGCUGUUUACAAAUAAUGACAAUCCUCAUGCCGGUGCCCCACAGCUUCAGCGCCAAGCCAAAACAAAGGCCGGGGAUCUAAAGGAGACAGGAAUAGAACUGGAAUUGAUGCAUCUCCAGAAACCCAAUGAAAGUUUUGAAGUUGAUAAAUUUUACAAAGACCUGUUGUAUAGUGCUGAUGAUGAUUUCACAGAACUAGCUAACCCAGCAGAAAGACUAGAGGAACUUCUUACAAGAGUUCGAUCAAAAGAUCACAAGAAAAGAGCCUUAAGAAGAAUUCCUUUGACCCUCGGACCUGGACUUGAAUUAGGAGUGGGAGUGUACACACUUGUCCGUCCUUGUUAUAAACCCACAGCUGUCAAGUUAUCCAGGAACACCAAUGAAGAACUCAAAACUCACUCCAAGACCUAUCUUAGGGAAACUGGUGAGGUGUUGAUGCCACAGGACCUGAAGAAAGCACAGACUUACGGAGGAAAAAGGAUCAGCUUUGAAAACGAUGAAAUUAAUCAGAUCAAAAACUUUGGAGAGACUAGCUUCAAACUAAUGGGUUUCAAGCCUUCCAGUCUUCUAAAGAAAUACUAUCACGUAAAACCAGCACAGUUUAUUUAUCCAGAUGAAACGACUAUUACAGGCAGUACAACAUUGUUCACUGCUUUACUCAAAAAGUCGCUAGAAAGGGACGUAACUGCCAUCUGCAAAUACAUCAGCGGCAAGAACUUCCCUCCACGCUUUGUGGCUCUUGUACCCCAGGAAGAGGAAUUUGAUAAACAGAAUGUACAGAUUUCACCUCCUGGAUUUCAUGUGAUUUAUCUCCCUUUUGCUGACGAUUUCAGAAAAGUCAAAUUUGAGGAGCAGCCAAAAGCGGGGUCUGAGCAGGUUGAGAAGGCCAAGGAGAUGAUCAAGAAGAUGAAGUUUACAUUUAACAGCGAGAACUUUGAGAACCCGUCCCUGCAGAAGUACUGGAGGAACAUUGAGGCCCUGGCCCUGGACCGAACAGCGCCAGAGGAGGUGGAGGACUUCACUUUACCUGAUGAUGAAAGAAUGUUAAAGAGGGCAGGAGAAGCUAUUGAUAACUUUAAAGACAUGGUGUUUCCAAGUGGAUAUGAACCAGGGGCCAAAAAGAGGAAAGCAGGAGGGGCCACAGGGAAUGCAGCAGCUAAAAAAGCCAAAACCGCGGAUGCUUCUGCGUCCAUUGAUGUCAAGAAGGAAGCAGAAGAAGGGAGGCUGGGGAAGUUGACUGUGGCAGUUUUGAAGGAGAUUGUGAAGAAAGAGAAGAUCACUGCCUCAGGUACCAAGAAAGCAGACCUGAUUGAUGCCAUUAAUGACCAUUUUGGAGUGUAACAGGAAGACACUAAACCAGAUUGGUUUCCAUGUAGAGAGAUAGAGAGGCUUUCAUACUCCACUUAUUUGUAGCAGAUGACUUCAGUGUUAAUUGUUCAUAGAGAAAAUGAAGACAGAAGCUGUGUUCUUUCUUGGAAUGUGCACUUGGCCACCAACACUGAAAAAACUCUCAGAAUCAAGUUCACUGUAAUUCUUUUUUGUUUGUUCCAAUUUUAGGAAUGUGUAUAAAGCUUCAUUUCAUAGUAGAUAGUGAGUAAAUGCAUUUACAUAAAAAAGCUUUUGUCAUCU